GACCGUGUCGGUGGGAUGGUCCGGAAAUGCUGUGAUAAAAAGAGGGGCGCGGGGGAAAAGUAAGGAGAAGCUCUGGACUCGUUCCUUCUCCCCCACUCCGCACCCGCAACUUCCCCGGCAACCCUCGGGCACACGGGCGCCGGCCGGAGCCCGUGGGAGAGGAGAGGAGCCGCAGCCACCUGCCCCGGCCCGGCCCGUCUCAGCACAGCGCCUGUCGCCGAGCGAGGCUGCCUUCCAAGGAUUCCCCGUCUUUGUGCAUGUGAGGUGUGAAGUGGGCAGGACCCCAAACAACAAACCAUGGAUUUUGUUAUGAAACAAGCUCUAGGAGGGGCUACCAAAGACAUGGGAAAGAUGCUGGGUGGGGAUGAGGAGAAAGACCCAGAUGCCGCUAAGAAGGAAGAGGAACGACAGGAAGCCCUUCGGCAACAAGAGGAAGAGAGGAAAGCCAAAUAUGCCAAGAUGGAGGCUGAAAGAGAAGUUAUGAGACAAGGGAUUCGAGACAAGUAUGGGAUAAAGAAGAAGGAAGAAAAGGAAGCAGAGGCCCAGGCUGCACUGGAAGCUAACGCUGAAGGGAGUCUGACACGCCCAAAGAAGGCGAUCCCUCCUGGCUGUGGGGAUGAGGAAGAGGAAGAAGAAGAGAGCAUCCUAGACACAGUCAUCAAAUACUUACCAGGGCCCCUGCAGGACAUGUUCAAGAAGUAAUAGCUGCAUACUGUUAGAUGGGCAUAAACAGUACUGCAAAGGAUUUCUCUUUUGCCCAAUGGGGAUUUACAAUCUUGCCAUUCAUCCUGCAGUCCUCCCCACCUCUGCCCUCUACUGCUCACUAGGAGUCCCUUUGCUUCCCAUUCCCUUCCAAUUGUCUCUUUCCCUUUCCUCCACCCCAAGACUCAUCCAUUCCUUAAUUUUGUACAUAGUCACAUCCAGUAGAUGCCUCUGAAUGGAUGUAAAGAUUAAAAAGCUGCAGACUACACAACUUUUAUUAUAAGCCAUAGUACUAUGUAUGUUAAAUAAGGCAACUGCACAUCAAGCAUAGGAAAGGAACAAUCUCAUUUCCAUCCAAUGCAAGAAGGAGUGUUCACUAAAUAUGAACAGUGGCCUCUUUAAUUUUUUAAAUUAUCUUAUUUUUAUUAUUGAUAAUAAUUAAUCAUUAUUAUAAUGUUCCUAUUGAUUGGGUCACUUCAGCCAUUUUUUGUUGAGCACAUCUGCUCUCAGAAGGGAUAUCUCAGUUUUGCCAUGAAAGCAGAGCUUUUCUGUUUUAAUUCUAUCCGUGACAUAAAUAAAAGAUCAUUUGGAAAGUAAAUCAUGCAUGACUUACACAGCUGACAUCACUCAGAAUUGUAGAAGAAGUGAGUCAUCUGCCCUCAGAUGCUGUAGAAGUUAAAUGCCUCAGAAUCUAAGCAAGAGUCAUGUUACUUUGGGAAUUAGCCAUACAUUUACCUUGAAUGAGCAAAUUGGUCAGGCACUUGCCUGAGAGAGCUGAAACCAUAGAAGAGUGCACAGUGCACUGGUAGAGGACCUCCCCAACCCCUCUGAAGCCAAUGACAAGUGUAUUUGCUGCUGUGUUUAACCAAUCUUUCUCUUUCUGCCAUAUUCAACCAUCCCGUUUCCAGCAGUGCUUGCAGGUUGGACAUUUGGGUUCCAGCAUAUUGUCAUGGCUCUGUCCCUUUCCUCCAGUGUGUGGGAGUGUGUGGUGGCUUGAAUGUUAGUCAUGGCAGAUCCAUAAAUAUCCAUGAUGUUUAUUGUGCUAAAUUACUGCAUUGCCUUGGGAGGUCACUUAUUUUCUGCCCCACUGAGAUUCUGCACCUGUAAAAAGUAGGUUUCAGUCUCUACCUACUCUAAAGACAUACAGUGAGGAUGCUUCUCUAGUGCUGUGCAGGAGCUAAUUAAUAUUACAGAAGUGUGUGUUAUCCCUUGAUGCUAGCAGGGUGGGAGAAGAUUUUUUUCUCACAAUUAUCUUUGUGGCCUUUUGCAGACACAGAUACAGAAGUUUCCUCAAUGAAACACUGUACAUAUAACAUAAUUGCAUAACAAAAUUCAAACUCUAAGGGAGAUGUUGACUUUCAAUACCUACACAGAUUCAAUACAUAGAUAGACCUACUUUGAACACAGGUCCUCAUGAUCAGAUAUCUGGCGUCUCAUCUGAAGAGCUAAUCCUGAAUUUUUGCAUCUGGCUAGGUCUCUGUAGUCAAUGCUGUGAGAGUAUCAUGCCAUCUCAGUCUCACAGUUUUGUCAGGAGAAUCAGGGUUUGUCUGGCAGAACUAGGAUUGCUUGUCCCUGUCCUGGGAACAGCAAAAAUUUCCCAAGUACAUGAAUGAGAUUUCAAAGCAAAUACAUUCUUUUUGCUCACAAUGAAAAGGGGGAUACGAUCAGACACUUCAUUAUGCACCUAAAUUUAAUGUUUUACUUAAAUGGAUCUUCUUUGCACUGGUUCGGUGUAACUGAGUUUAGGCAAACAUCUCAGUAUUUUCCUGAAUAAGAUAUUUUAGAAGACAUUUAUCACCUUUCCAGGUAAGCAGAAGAAAUCUGUACCACAUUUAUCAUCUUUUCAGGCAAGCAGAAGAAAUCUGUACCAUGGUUAAGAAAUUGAGCAUGAGAGCUCUGUACCUUCCUGUAGCAUCUAUUGUAAUAGGAAAAGAGUAUUUUGAAAGAGAAUAAAUAUAAUCUGCCCUUCUGGCACAAUUUUUAUUCAGGUGUUAUAGUCCUCGCUUCUUCUCAAAUAAUUUCAAACAUAACCUUCUAUUGAAUCCAAGGUGGAGGCUGAAGAGUUUUGACUGAUAUACAAGUCAGAAAAGUUGAUAGAGAUGCAGCUUGUUUCAGGCUGGAUCUAGGAACAAGCCUUGUUUGUUCAAGUACAAGCUGCCAAGGUCUAUCCAGAGGAAGGAGAAGUCAGGUUUUACUCAUUGGUUAAUGUCAAUGGGACGUUUUUUCCCCCUAACUUUCAUUUAAAACAAGAUGACUGCUUCCCUCCUGAUAUUUUUAAUGACCCAGAACACUCUAUGAAUCAGUGAAUCAGUGCUCGGGUACAGCAUGGUAAUGUUGAAAUUUACUAUUUUCUAGGAAAUGUCCUACUCACCCCAUGCAAAUUCAGCAACUAGUAACUUGAGGCUGUUUAAGUAAAUCUCACCAAAUUAAAAACUCUCUGUCACAAGGGCAGCGGCUCAUUUUGAUUCUCUGCCAGAGUGUCCAACAUCCCUGAAAGCUUAAAGGCAGAGCUUGGCUCUUUGCUUCAGCCACUCAUAGGUUGCUAGAUCUCCUAACCUGGAUCACUGACAUAUAGACAUCAAUGCUUUUGAAAUGCCUUGAUUAAUCUCUGUGGCAUUCAUCCUCUAUUACAUAAGUAGUACCAGCAGAAAUGUGCCUGCUCUAAAAUGAGCAUGCCCAUUCAUAUAUUUCCCUGGCCUUGUGCUGGAGAACUCUGCAAACAAACAAACAAAUGAGAAGUUAAGCUUAUUCCACUUUACUUUGGCUUUCCUCUAGCACUUGUUUUCUGACCUUUCCCUAACCCCCAUUACUGAUUCCCUUCCUCAUCCAACCAAAUACUGUUCCCGAUGUAAGAUCAGAAUUUUCUGCCUAUCAUUCUCCUUUCAGAAUGUUAGUGCUGCUUCUUUUCACAGUCCCUCUGGCAGCUUGAUGUGCAUGUUUGCACACACAUCUGUGGAAGGUGAGGAAAUCAGAGAAGACUGGGAGAAGAGAAAGUAUGUUUGGUACUGUUUUAGAUAAUUAUGCCUCAGUAGCUGUGGCAUUGAAUGACCAGCCUAAGUCAGGAUCUUGUGUAGACUGUACUCAAAUUUCUUAAGCAGAUAGUGCUAUCCCUGGGCUCAGAACACUAAAAAUACUAUCCUUGUGAGCUGAGCUCCUGAGCAGAGUGAACAUCUGGAUUGAACCCCUGAAGAGGGCCAUAGGAUCACUAUACUGAGUCUGGUAGGCCUCAUUCCAGGCUCACCAAGCAGGAGGGAAGGGGAAGGUGGUUUGUUAAAUAGUGUUUACCAAGUCUUUUCUAUUGUGGGAUCUUCCCAGCUCCGCCAUUUAAUCACUUCUGUUAUCUCAGCUGGCCACACCUGCAGCAGCCCUUCCUCCCUUGACAGCAGAGAGUUCAUCCAAGUGUGAGCUGGCAGUUCUCAUUUUCCUCUUCUUGCCAUAAGAAACAUGACAGAAGAUCCACCACAGGUACUGGAUAGAUUUGCUUGGUUUUGCCUCACAUAACUUUUGGCAGGUUGCAUGAAGGACCUUUCCUCAAGUCAUUCCACGGUCCCAAAGUGCCUAAGCCAUGCUGAACAGACUCGAGAGCAAGGCACUCUCCCUUCUCUUCUGCCCAUCUAUUUCCCUUACUCAGAACUGGUAACAAGGGACACAGACACCUUUGACCCAUGUCUGGAAGUCAGAAGCGUUGUCUCACACACUUUUCCCCUUGGCACUUAUGGCAGGUGAUGAAGCACUUAAACAAGAGACCAAAGAGAAGCAUGGUUCAUUGUUUGGAUUCUGAAUAUCUUUUUGUCUUUCAUGACAUUUUUUUAUUUGCAUCACUGGUCUGUUCAAUCUCAGGUAAAUGAGGAAUUUUAGUUUUAUAACUAGUUUUUAUUUACACAGAAAGGUUGUUGGCUAGACACUGCAGUCAUUUUCCCUCACAGCUCCAAGACCUUACAGGUUAGUAAAAAAAUAGUCAAAGGGCCUUCACAUUUGGAGGGUAAAUGAUUUAGUUUGCCAUUGACCUUGUGAACUCACAUUUAUAUGUAGAGAAAGCCAUAUGAAAUCAGACUGCAAUAUUAAUUAUCAAUGCUACUAUUACGUUUAAAAUUAAUAAAACAAAAUAUAAGAUCAUGUGCUUAAUCACUUUGGAGCUCCUCUGUCUAUAUUUCUAGUAUCAUACAUUGGCUUAGAUCCCUCCCAACCUCUCUUCUUCAUCAAGAAAGACCGUACCAGUGCUGCUGAAUACAUCUUUUUGCCAAGCUUUUUGUGCUAGAACAAGCAUUGUUAGAAAUUAGCUGUUGUGAUCUAAAUGUAACGUCUUCUGUAUUUGAAAGUUGUCUGUAUUUGUUCUGAAUAUAUGUUAUCGAGAUAACUGUUUCUUCAUGCACUGAGUUAGUAAAAUGUUUUAGUACUGUCAUUAAAAAAAUUGCCUGUUUUCUCUCUUUCUCAUUCACACACACAGAGCAAAAUUUAACUUAGUCAUGCAUUUUCUAGUAGAAAUGCUCCCCAGCUUUCUUUCAGAUGCAUGCAGUACUUGAGGAUGAUUUAAAAUAGAGACAUUGUGAAUGUGAUUUUAAUUUGUUAUUUUCCUGGUAUUUUUUCCUGCAUGAUGUGGGUAAAUGGUAUGAUGUUCUUUUAAAAUGGAAUCACAGCCAAUAAAAAACCCCAGUGAUUUCAUAAAUUGUUUGCAAUGCUUUCCUGUGAAAUUCCUACCAGGCUACAUUUGGAAAUCAAAGCAUGGUUGCUCAUAU
Messenger RNA from Poecile atricapillus (Black-capped chickadee), 5438 nucleotides. It is a transcript of the gene CPLX1, whose product is annotated as complexin 1. The transcript is spliced from 4 exons. Gene Ontology annotation, molecular function: syntaxin binding. Lineage: Eukaryota; Metazoa; Chordata; Aves; Passeriformes; Paridae. Gene Ontology annotation, biological process: neurotransmitter transport; synaptic vesicle exocytosis; regulation of neurotransmitter secretion. The record is from RefSeq and is a predicted model, not a curated record. The coding region runs from base 298 to 702 and encodes 134 amino acids. Gene Ontology annotation, cellular component: terminal bouton; SNARE complex.